Felis catus (domestic cat) is the source of this 984-nucleotide messenger RNA. RefSeq names its product R3H domain containing like (gene R3HDML). The record is from RefSeq and is a predicted model, not a curated record. Bases 226 to 984 code for a protein of 252 amino acids. The transcript is spliced from 6 exons. Lineage: Eukaryota; Metazoa; Chordata; Mammalia; Carnivora; Felidae.
GGAGCCUCGGUCCAAGCCUGGCCUGGCUGGAAGGGGAGGGGGCUGUGGGGCCCGGACGUCAGAUGCCAUCAGCUCCCAGGGGACCGUUAAAGUCGCCGCGCUGCCAGGCGGGCCAGGGUGUCUGCAGAGGUCCCUGCCUCCUCGACGCCCGCUGCAACCCGCCUGGGCUGCCCGGCCUGGCCGGCGCUGACUGCACGAGGUGACGCGUGACCCUUCCAGCCAGCUAUGCCCCUGCUGCCCAGCACCGUGGGCCUGGCAGGCCUGCUCUUCUGGGCAGGCCAGGCAGUGAACGCCUUGAUGCCCAAUGCCACCCUGGCACUGGCCCGGACCGAGGGCACAGUCGUGUGGCCCCUGAGUGGCCUGGGGGUGCCCCGCUACCGGCGGAAGCGCCACAUCUCUGCCCGGGACAUGAGUGCCUUAUUGGAUUAUCACAACCACAUCCGGGCCAGUGUGCACCCACCUGCGGCCAACAUGGAGUAUAUGGUCUGGGACGAGCGGCUGGCCAGGUCUGCCGAGGCCUGGGCCACCCAGUGCAUCUGGGCCCACGGGCCCUCACAGCUGAUGAGACACGUGGGCCAGAACCUGUCCAUCCAUUCUGGCCGGUACCGCUCGGUGGUGGACCUCGUCAAGUCUUGGUCUGAGGAGAAGCGGCAUUACUCGUUUCCGGCCCCCAGGGACUGUCGCCCACAUUGCCCCUGGCGCUGCAGCGGCCCUGUCUGCUCCCACUAUACCCAGAUGGUGUGGGCAUCCUCCAAUCGGCUGGGCUGUGCCCUCCACACCUGUGGCAGCAUCAACGUCUGGGGCAACACUUGGCGUCAGGCAGUGUACCUGGUCUGCAACUACGCCAUUAAGGGCAACUGGAUUGGCGAGGCACCAUACAAGAUGGGGCGGCCGUGUUCUGCCUGUCCCCCAAGUUACCAAGGCACCUGCAGUAGCAACAUGUGUUUCUCUGGACUCAAAUCCAAUAAGCUUCUGUGGUUCUAA